UCAUGGCGGAAGGAGUGACGAAGGCGGGACUUAGCUGUGCGUUCUAAUUUCCCCGACGUCUGCUAAUAGUCCAAGUAUUUUAGAGCCUUGCUUUCAUUUAUUUUUCACCUUGGGAGAGUUUUAAUGGGAAAAGGUAUACGUUUUUUGCGAGAUCUCAAAGUCUUUUCUACUCCCACGGCUGCAACUUCAUCGUAAAAGAAUCCUACCUCGUCAUCAUUUCAGUUUCAUCAUCAUCUUCCGCUGACUUUUUAUUGCUAUGAAAUAAUAUUUAUAGUAAGGGCGUGGUGGUUUAUUUCGAAUUUUGUGGGCGCGGAAAUUACCGUCUGAAAGAUGGAAAAGAGGAAUAAUUUCAUUCUCCUUCGCGAUUUGGAAGACCCCUCGACCCAAGAUUCUGGUGUACUGUGGGGAAUGUUGUCGAAUUACGUCUACGGAACGCAACCUCCGAUAGCCUUGAAAGGCGAAUUAUUUGAAGCUCGUUCAGUAGACGAACAACCCGCUCAAGACAGUGAGAAGAUAGCUUUACGUGGUCUGAAGCAAAAGUGUCUGGAGGUCGAUUGUCCUAAAGAAGAGUUACAAGUUAUCUCAUUAGAAGACGCUCAAAUUUUGCUGGCUGUUCAAUCCUUUAGUAAAAGAUGUAGCAUUGUGAAUGACAGACAGGAUCUUCUGAGAUGGGCUUUGACGGAGAAUGAAGGAUGUAAGGUACUUGUGUGGAUGGAUGAUUUAAAGAAGAAUGUGGAUGCAAUCGUUCAUUACAAAGGCGCCCUUCCUCCUUAUGAUGGGAUCAUGUUUGGUGUUGAGAUUGUGGAUCCCCGCUUUCAAAACAGAGGAACAACAGAUGGAGUGUUCCGAUGUCAGAGGUACUUCAAAUGUUCCCCCGGGGCUGGUUUGUUUGUGUCACUGGAUAGAAUCACAAUUCCUGUGGAAGAAGGGGAUCAGCAAGUGAAAGACAAUGACCAAGAUGAGUACACAUGCAUAGGAGAUGGAGAGAAGACUGGUGGAGAGGAUUCUGGAAUGGAAAGCUCAGGGCACUCUCUGAUCGAAGCUGAGCUUCUUCAAGGAAGGAGUGACGCUUUAAUUCUGGACGAAAAUAACGUGGAAGGAUCAGAAGUCAUUGACAAUAUAGAGAAAUGUGAAAGCGUCGAGCACGACUCCGAGAGUUUUGAAAAGGGAGAGAAAUCAAGCGAGGACGAAGCCGAGGACUUCAAACAGUUAUAUCUCCAGCAAAAGAAGCUAUUGCAUGAGACGCAGUAUUGUUUGAAAGAAAGCAAUAACAAGAUUGUUAGCUUGGAAAAGCACUUGGAUGAAGAGGUCACACUCGGAGGGAAACUGAGAGAGAAAUGUGAUGCUUUGUUCAAGAGUUUAACCGAAGAGGCACUUCACCGGGCAGAGGUAGAGAGUUUGUUAGAGGAGGAACGAAGUAAGAUUCGUAAAAUGCAGAAACAGUUUGACCGCGAAUGGGGUGAAUUUGAGAGGAGAUUGAUCGAAGAGCGCGCCUUGAGAUCAGAUAUUGAGCGACAGUUACAGGGCCUCAUGAAAGAAAUGGAGGAAGGAAGGAGUUCUAAGAUGGCGUUGCAAACGGAAUUAGAGGCCUUGAAAGAAAGACUGGAUCAUCAGGAAAAGACUGGCCAGCUCAAUGAAGGACCACAAGAUUCAGCAAUCUACCAGGGAACGAGUGAAAAUGAAGCUCAUCCGGAUCUGGAUUUAAGCGACUGGAUAAUAAGCCGUGACGAAAUAGAAGUGUCUAUAGGAAAGAGUCUGGGCACUGGUGGUUGGGGCGUGGUGAAGGAAGGAAAAUUCCGCGGCUGUAGAGUCGCGGUGAAACAGAUUCACGAACUGAUUCUCUCGCCUCAUAACAGGCGUUUGUUCAUGCGCGAGAUGGAAAUCGCCUCCAGGUGUCGGCAUCCCUGUCUUCUUCAGUUUGUCGGAGCAACAAAUGAUGAUGGCGUCCCUUUAUUUGUCACAGAACUGAUGGAUACCAGUUUGAGAGAUCUUCUUGAGAAACAACCGCUUAAUAAAGCAGACAUUGUCACUAUUGCGCUUGACGUGGCAAGGGCCCUUAACUAUCUGCACCUGAACAAACCUCCCAUUAUUCACCGCGAUGUGAGCAGCGCUAACGUAUUGCUAUGGCGACGAGACAAUCAGUGGCGUGCUAAAGUGUGUGACUAUGGUACCGCGAACUUCAUGAGACACUGUAGGACCAUAAACCCCGGGGCUGUCAUAUAUUCUGCACCAGAGGCCCUCUCGCUAGAGCAGUCGCCAAAGAUCGACGUUUACAGCUUCGGUUUGUUGCUCUGCGAAAUAUGCAUCCGGGAACUCCCCGUUCCUCAUCAAACUGAAGACCAGGUUUCAUUGAUAAAAGAUGAAGUCUUAAGAAACCUGGUGAAGAGUUGCGUACGACAAGAUCCCGAAGAAAGACCGAAAAUGGCCGAAGUAAUCGGGAAAUUGGAACAAAUAGAACGGACAAGUGAUGAAUAAAAUGUUAUGACUAAGUAAAUUAUUUGGGUGGGGCUAGGGAAGGGGAACUUGGCGAUAUGAAAAUAGACGAACAAUUAAUUUAUUUUUGAACUACAUAGACUUUUUCUUUCACGAGGUCUUGCAGUGCGUAAGAGGUUAAACAAGAUGAUGUAGACGUUCGAGUUUUUGAUAGAUAUUUUCGAAAUAUCUAGUGUUAUCCUUAUCAUUUGGAACUACAAUGCGAAAUGCGUAAAAAAACAAGCAAACAAACACCAAAGCUAGCAAAAAUAAGAAAAAAGUUUAAAUGUCAGGAAUUAGAUGGAGCGAGGCAUUUCUCGCUUAAAGGGUUCUUUGAAUAUUUGAGUGGGAUGCUUGUAUCUGAGACGUAGAUAGUCAAGUUCACUUCCACUAGGACAUUUACAGUUUGCAUUACAUAAAGAGUACACUAUUUGCCUUUGUUAUCUGAACUUUUUGCAGCCACUGAAAAGUUUUCUUGUCUUGUUUCAAACUUCUCGUGGAAAAAUUGAUUGGAAAAUAAGUAUUCCGGCAAAAAAUACUUGGGAUUGUCAACACAAUUGGGGGUAAGGGGCGCAUCCCAAUAUGUUGAAUCUCUAGGGUGGGGCGGGAGGAUUCUUAGGAACUUAAAUAAUUAUAGAAUCAAAUUAAAAUAAUUAGAUAGAAUAGGACUUGGAUUUGAUCGUAAGUUGAUUAAUUUUCAUUGUUCGAGGAUUUCCUUUUUCUUUGCUCUCCAAAGUAAGUACACUAGGAACGUUAGAAUUUUCAUACAAUUGUGGUUUUUUUUUUCGGAAUAGAAAGAAUAAAAGGGCGAAAUGGCGUAGUUACGACUGGAUUAAUUAUAUGGAUCAGGCUUAAGUGUUUAAGUUUAUUUACUAUUUUUCGAUGACAGCACAAUCUUAGUUUCAUCCAAGAUAUGAAGCCUGGGUAGUUUGUAAAGAAUGAUCCUGGGUUAUGAAUGCAUACGGUAUCUUAAUAUGUCAAUUAAAAAAUUGGGUAGGUACGAACUUAUUGUCUGCUA
Molecule: messenger RNA, 3490 nt
Organism: Stylophora pistillata
Lineage: Eukaryota; Metazoa; Cnidaria; Anthozoa; Scleractinia; Pocilloporidae
Biological process (GO): protein phosphorylation; necroptotic signaling pathway
Molecular function (GO): protein kinase activity; ATP binding
Source: RefSeq, a predicted model, not a curated record